AUGUUCAAGUCCAGCAUUUCGUCCUACUUCGUUCCAUCCUGGUUCAGAAAGCCUGCCGCCUCUUCCAAAGACACUGCCAGAGCCACCACCGGCCCAAAGAGCUUCACUAUUCCCUCACCAGAAAACAGUAACCAAUUAGUCAACAUUUCUAUGAAAGAUACUGCCGAAACAGGCGACGCUGACUCCUUUGUCGACAUCGAAUACAGACACUUGACAUACGCUGAAGCUGCUCUGUUGGCUAAGGACAAGAAACAGGCUCCAUUGAAGUCAAACCCACCUCGCAAACUGAGAUUGCCCAUCAACCAGUACAACGUGUUGACCGAGGAAGACUUGGAAGCUGCCAACGACGCUUACGAACCCUUCAAGGAGGACACCAAGAGAAAGACCAGACAGAACCUCAAGAACAGAGACUUUGAACUCAAGAAAAAGAGAAAGGCUCUCAAGCACAAGAAGCUUGCCGACUUGAACUGAAGCCCUAUUGACUUAGCGCGCUUUAAUAUUGUUUGUCUACUUGCUGUGAAAGCUGGCUUAUAUUAUUGCUACUAUUGAUAAACCUUUCUUCAUUUCCUUAAUAAGUGCAAUGUGAUUUGCUUGUAAUAUUAUUGUUGCGUUUACCGUUGGAGUUGGAGAUAGUUCUUGGUGGUAGGCUGCAUUGGGAUCACUUCACUGUGUAUCUCAUCCUAUAACCACGGAACGUGAUCUUCAACUUACAUCAAUUACGACUGCAACAUUUACAACGUGUCAAAUUGCUACGCUGCCGGUCCCAUAUAACUAGUUACACAAUAUAACUAGUUAUAUUGUGUGCUUUUCUUGAGGUGUGCCACACAUACACAAUCCCAUGCUGGUCCGCUGUCACUUAAACAUGCAAAAAUUCUAUUCCUAAUGCCGAUAUAAUGAUAUAUACACUUGAUUGUCUUCUAGUCCUUCCUAUUUAUGUUUUUACUUCGUUUAAUGUAUAAUACCAGCUUUCG
Scheffersomyces stipitis CBS 6054 is the source of this 971-nucleotide messenger RNA. RefSeq lists its product as uncharacterized. Bases 1 to 471 code for a protein of 156 amino acids. Lineage: Eukaryota; Fungi; Ascomycota; Pichiomycetes; Serinales; Debaryomycetaceae. The record is from RefSeq and is a predicted model, not a curated record. The transcript has a single exon.